AUGGCACAAUAUGCAAAUCUUGUAUCGUCAAAGGUUAUUGCAUCUGUUCUGAAUGGAAAGUACGCAAAUGGUCGCCCAGGACCAAGAGCAUGUGAUAUCCCAGACAUUGUUCUUGCCGAGCUGAAGGGUUUAAGCAUUGCCGGAAGGUGGUACUUGUUGAUGUUGUCGACUCUGAGAAUGAAGCUGCGUGGACUUGGUCAGGUUUACUCAAAAGCUUUUCAUGGAGCUUGUGCAGUUCACAUAGAGAGGAAUGUCAGACCUUUUUCUGGGAAAGGCCUAUUAGCAUUAGUUGGAAAAGCUGCUCGUGCAUUUAAUGUUGGUGAUUUUAAUGAGUCCUUUGACAAAAUCGGUUUUAGAAGCAGGCGAUGUGAAGAAUAUUUGAAUCGAAUACCACUUCCACAUUGGACUCAUGCUUUUUGUGAGGCGAAAAGGUACAAUAUAAUGAACAGUAACGUUGCAGAAGCUCUGAAUAGUGCUAUAGGCAAGAUUGUGGAGCUCCCAAUUGUGACUAUGGUUGAGUCUAUCAAGACCAAGUUAAUGCAGUGGUUCUGCAUUAGGCGAGCGAAAGCAAAAAGACUGGCUACACUCCCUGAGCCAAUCACACCGAAUGUAAACAAGUUUAUGCUUCGCUACCAUUUAGAAUCAGCUGGUUUGGCAGUUACUGCAGUAUCAGAUUGGUGUUACGAGGUGAAGAAAACAGAGGGGAAGACCUACUUUAUAGAUUUACAAAACAAGAGUUGUACUUGUAAUGCAUUUCAAAAGCUUAUGAUCCCUUGUUGUCAUGCCUUGGCUGCAUCAAGAAUAAAUGGUAUAUACAUUUCUUCUCUUCUAGAGAAAAUGCACCAUGUUAGUGUCUUUGCUGAUACAUAUUCAGAGCUCAUAUAUCCUGUGCCUAAUCAAUGCGAUGAGGAAGUCCCUGUUGUGGUAGUGGAGAAUGAAUUUGAGCCUCCUACUAACCCACCAGGCCCAGAACGCAGAAGGAAACGAAGGAUCCCUUCCACUGGAGAACAAGUGGGGAAUAAGCAGAAAAGAACGACACCACAUAAGUGUUCUACAUGUGGUCAAGCCGGCCCUAACCGAGCUACAUGCAAAAACAUCAUCGAAUAA
Molecule: messenger RNA, 1107 nt
Organism: Camelina sativa (false flax)
Lineage: Eukaryota; Viridiplantae; Streptophyta; Magnoliopsida; Brassicales; Brassicaceae
Source: RefSeq, a predicted model, not a curated record